AUGAUGACGGGGAAUAAUCUCGGAUAUCUGAUCUUCUUAUGGGCUCUGCUGGUUACAUUAGUCCUCGUGGCCACCGAGCAUAGUCCCUUUGAGCGGACUAAGGGCAUCAAUGGUCUCGACAAGAUCAUCGUACGCGACGGUCGCGGUGGUUCCGUCGAGGUUUAUUUGUAUGGAGGUCAAGUGGCUUCUUGGAAGAAUGUGAAAGGAGAGGACUUACUUGUUAUGAGUAGCAAGGCUAUAUUCGAGCCUCCAGCACCGAUUCGUGGAGGAAUUCCAAUAUUGUUUCCGCAAUACAGUAACACUGGUCCACUUCCCUCACAUGGAUUUGCGAGAAAUAGGUUCUGGGAAAUUGAGGCUAAUCCACCUCCUUUGCCAUCAAAUUGUUCUUCUAAAGUUGACCUGAUUCUAAGAUCAUCAAACGAUGAUAUGAAGAUCUGGUCUCAUAAGUUUGAGUAUCGGCUGAGAGUAGAAUUGGGACUUGAAGGAGAUUUGACGUUGACAUCUCGUGUUAAGAAUUCUGAUGGAAAGCCAUUUAACUUUACAUUUGCUCUUCACCCCUACUUCGCAGUUUCCGAUAUCAGUGAAAUCCACGUCGAAGGGUUGCAAAAUAUCGAUUUUCUUGACCAGCAAAAGAACAGAAUGCGUUCCACUGAUCAUGGCAAAGUUAUAACUUUUAAUUCUCAGCUUGACAGAAUUUACCUAAGCACUCCAGAUAAAAUCAGAAUCGUGGACCACAAGAAAAAGAAGACAAUUGUGGUACACAAGGAGGGACAAGUUGAUGCUGUUGUGUGGAAUCCAUGGGAGAAGAAAGUUUCUGAUUUGGGAGUUGAAGACUACAGGCGUUUUGUAACUGUGGAAAGCGCGGCUGUCGAGAAACCAAUCACAUUAAAACCUGGUGAAGAGUGGAAAGGAAUACUCCAAAUGUCUGUGGUUCCUUCUGCUUGUUCCAGUGGAAAGCUUGACCCCAAAAAGUCUUGCAGUCAUCCUCAUACCUAUAUUAAUUAA
Messenger RNA from Arabis nemorensis, 1005 nucleotides. Lineage: Eukaryota; Viridiplantae; Streptophyta; Magnoliopsida; Brassicales; Brassicaceae. The record is from the annotation of a GenBank genome assembly.